GUAAAUUGCGUUGCACUUGUCAACAUUAAUCUGACAGAUGACUUGUUUCAUGCGUUGGAACUGUAGACUGGAAUGCACCGGAAGAUUUGGUCAAAAAGCACGCUACGUCAAAUCGGUAACCUGACGUCACGUGUCAACUUACUUGUGGGUACUACAACUAUGCAGACUGCAUACUGAAUGUUUGAUCAUACACAUGUCUUUACGCACGUUGGUGAACAGGUUUGCGACACGGUGUAUCAAACCUAGCAGGGGUUUUCAUCACGCCGCAAACCAAUCGCAAUCGAACGCUUGUUUCGAUAAAUUAGGCAGGUUUAUGUUGAGUGUCAGUGGUCUAGGAAUAUAAAACCAUCAAUUCUAUCUACAUUGUUGCUAUCUCAUUCUUUACCAACUUUUAACAUGAACAAGCGAUGCAACGUGGUGGACCUUGGGGUGCAAGUUGUUCACUGUAAACGAUUUUGUAUUGUGGAUACUGAGUCAUUCAAGGAUGCCAAUCGUUUGUGCGCUGAAGCGGGAGAGCUGCUACAUGAAAAUUCCUUUGGAGAAGAGGCAGAUAUGGUCAACAUUGAUUCCUUACGCAUAAGCGAAGACGAUGUUUUAGAUGCAUGGAUCAAAGAGAGUUUCGUCUGUGCUAUUUGCCGUGGACUAUUGGUAAGGUCCAGGGUAUUGGCUUGCGGCCAUCACUUUUGCCGUGAAUGCAUCCUUAAAUGGUUCACUAUUCGACAGAUGUGUCCCAUGUGUCGUCGACCUGGGCGGGUGAACACUCCAUCACUCGGAAUAGACAGGUUUCUUGACGAUGUUGUCGAGUCUAGUUCAUGCAAGUGGUUAAAAAUGCAGAGGAUGCAGCGCAAAAGGGAGGAAGCAAACACAGCUUCAGAUCGUUACGAAGAACGUGUUUCGGAGCCAAUGACAACGACCAGCAGCCACUUCCCACAGACGAUAUUCGCAAGCACACACGGUAUCUCAAACACCGCAGUUGUGGCAACCUCUACCUACACGAACUGGGUACCAUAAACGUAUAAACCCUGUGCACACAAAUAUCGACUAAAAUGUAUUGGUAUACCCAUG
Molecule: messenger RNA, 1065 nt
Organism: Dicrocoelium dendriticum
Lineage: Eukaryota; Metazoa; Platyhelminthes; Trematoda; Plagiorchiida; Dicrocoeliidae
Source: the annotation of a GenBank genome assembly